This is a messenger RNA of Callorhinus ursinus (northern fur seal), 1410 nucleotides long. It is a transcript of the gene ADRB1, whose product is annotated as adrenoceptor beta 1. Gene Ontology annotation, cellular component: plasma membrane. The record is from RefSeq and is a predicted model, not a curated record. Gene Ontology annotation, molecular function: beta1-adrenergic receptor activity. Gene Ontology annotation, biological process: positive regulation of MAPK cascade; positive regulation of heart contraction; adenylate cyclase-activating adrenergic receptor signaling pathway. NCBI's taxonomy places the organism in Eukaryota, Metazoa, Chordata, Mammalia, Carnivora, Otariidae.
AUGGGCGCGGGGGCGCUCGCCCUGGGCGCCUCCGAGCCCUGCAACCUGUCGUCGGCCGCGCCGCUCCCCGACGGCGCGGCCACGGCGGCGCGGCUGCUGGUGCCCGCGUCGCCGUCCGCCUCGCCGCUGACCCCAACCAGCGAGGGCCCCGCGCCUCUGUCGCAGCAGUGGACGGCGGGCAUAGGCCUGCUGAUGGCACUCAUCGUGCUGCUCAUCGUGGCGGGCAACGUGCUGGUGAUCGUAGCCAUCGCCAAGACGCCGCGGCUGCAGACGCUCACCAACCUCUUCAUCAUGUCCCUGGCCAGCGCCGACCUCGUCAUGGGGCUGCUGGUGGUGCCGUUCGGGGCCACCAUCGUCAUGCGGGGCCGCUGGGAGUACGGCUCCUUCUUCUGCGAGCUCUGGACCUCGGUGGACGUGCUGUGCGUGACGGCCAGCAUCGAGACCCUGUGUGUCAUCGCCCUGGACCGCUACCUCGCCAUCACGUCGCCCUUCCGCUACCAGAGCCUGCUGACCCGCGCGCGGGCGCGGGCCCUCGUGUGCACCGUGUGGGCCAUCUCGGCCCUGGUGUCCUUCCUGCCCAUUCUCAUGCACUGGUGGCGGGCCGAGGGCGACGAGGCGCGCCGCUGCUACAACGACCCCAAGUGCUGCGAUUUCGUCACCAACCGGGCCUACGCCAUCGCCUCGUCCGUCGUCUCCUUCUACGUGCCCCUGUGCAUCAUGGCCUUCGUGUACCUGCGGGUGUUCCGCGAGGCCCAGAAGCAGGUGAAGAAGAUCGACAGCUGCGAGCGCCGCUUCCUCAGCGGCCCGGCGCGGCCCCCGUCGCCAGCGCCCGCGCCCGCGCCCCUCUCCCCGCGCCCCGCCGCCGCCACCCCGCUGGCCAACGGGCGCGUAAGCAAGCGGCGGCCCUCGCGCCUCGUGGCCCUGCGCGAGCAGAAGGCGCUCAAGACGCUGGGCAUCAUCAUGGGCGUGUUCACGCUCUGCUGGCUGCCCUUCUUCCUGGCCAACGUGGUCAAGGCCUUCCACCGCGACCUGGUGCCGGACCGCCUCUUCGUCUUCUUCAACUGGCUGGGCUAUGCCAACUCAGCCUUCAACCCCAUCAUCUACUGCCGCAGCCCCGACUUCCGCAAGGCCUUCCAGCGCCUGCUCUGCUGCGCGCGCAGGGCCGCCGGCGGGAGCCACGAGGCCGCCGGCGACCGGCCGCGCGCCUCGGGCUGCCUGCCGCGGGCCCGGCCGCCGCCGUCGCCCGGGGCUGCGUCGGACGACGACGACGAAGACGACGACGUCGGGGCCGCGCCGCCCGCGCGUCUGCUAGAGCCUUGGGCCGGCUGCAACGGCGGGGCGGCGGCGGACAGCGACUCGAGCCUGGACGAGCCGGGCCGCCCCGCGGGCGCCUCGGAAUCCAAGGUGUAG